Messenger RNA from Spea bombifrons (plains spadefoot toad), 433 nucleotides. It is a transcript of the gene ELOC, whose product is annotated as elongin C. Gene Ontology annotation, cellular component: elongin complex. The record is from RefSeq and is a predicted model, not a curated record. NCBI's taxonomy places the organism in Eukaryota, Metazoa, Chordata, Amphibia, Anura, Pelobatidae. Gene Ontology annotation, molecular function: protein-macromolecule adaptor activity. Gene Ontology annotation, biological process: ubiquitin-dependent protein catabolic process. Bases 69 to 407 code for a protein of 112 amino acids. The transcript is spliced from 4 exons.
UAUUGGAACCUGCGGCCGGACUAUUCGAUUUUGCGUUUGUUUUGCCGACGGACGUUUAGCCAACAAGCAUGGAUGGGGAAGAGAAAACCUACGGUGGCUGUGAGGGCCCUGACGCUAUGUACGUAAAACUCAUUUCGUCAGAUGGCCAUGAGUUCAUUGUUAAAAGAGAACACGCUCUAACUUCAGGAACAAUAAAAGCAAUGUUAAGUGGCCCAGGGCAGUUUGCGGAAAACGAAACCAAUGAAGUGAAUUUCCGGGAAAUUCCCUCUCAUGUACUAUCCAAAGUGUGCAUGUAUUUUACUUACAAAGUUCGUUAUACCAACAGCUCCACGGAAAUCCCCGAAUUCCCCAUCGCACCCGAGAUUGCACUGGAGCUUCUGAUGGCUGCAAACUUCCUAGACUGUUAAAUAAAGUAAAUUAUGUUAAAUUACAA